AAACACAGUCGAAUCUCACCGAGUUUUCCUCUUCUUUUUUUUUUGAUUCAAUCAAGAAAGCUUCCAUUUUGAUGCUCCCUCCCUGCCUUGCAUUUGGGUGCCUCGUUCUUGUCGCUUUAGGGUUUUGGUCUAUUGAUUGUUGGUGAAUUCGUUGCGUGUUAGUUUGUUUCUGCAUGUAGGGCUUUUAUAGGGAAGGAAGGAGUUGGGGCUGUUUGGAUCAAAUUGUGAUAUUGGGCUGGGAAAUGGGGAUUUUCGCAUUGGAAUCGUGGCGCUAAGCUGAAUGGGUUGCUGCUGGGUUUUUGCCAUUAUCGUUCAAUUUCGGUGAUUGCGAGCUGGGAUUUCAUUCCGGGAAGCCCUCUUUCGGGGCAAUUUGAAAUUGAUUGUGGAAGGGGUGAAUGUAUCAUCCUGGCAUGAAUUAUUCGCGCGAAGGUUUGAUACCCACGCAAUUUGUGUGGCCGUACGGUGGGAGGCAUGUGUAUAUCAGUGGUUCGUUUACAGGGUGGACGCAAUGGCCAAUGACUCCUGUUGAAGGUUGCCCAACAGUUUUUCAGACAAUUUGUAGCUUGACGCCAGGUUAUCACCAGUACAAAUUUGUUGUUGAUGGCGAAUGGAGACAUGAUGAGCGUCAACCUUUCAUCAAUAGUAACUUUGGGACAGUGAACACUAUCCUCUUAAGUAGGGAAUCUGAUUAUAUUCCGCAACUGCUAAGCCCCCAAUUGCCUCCUUCUGGCCCUGUUUCGAGCAUGGAAGUUGAUGAGGCCUUUCAGAAUGUGGUUCGACUGUCAGAUGGGACAUCUCCUGAACCCUUUCCAAAGAUAUCCGAUGCAGAUUUAGAGAUGUCACGUCAUCGCAUAACUGUAUUCCUGUCAACACACCUGGCUUAUGAGUUGCUCCCUGAAUCUGGGAAGGUCAUUGCUUUGGAUGUUGAAUUGCCUGUCAAACAAGCAUUCCAUAUUCUGUAUGAACAGGGAAUCCCAAUGGCACCCUUAUGGGACUUCUCAAAAGGGAAGUUUGUCGGAGUUCUCAGUGCUCUGGAUUUUAUUUUGAUUAUGCGAGAGCUUCGCAGCAAUGGGUCCAAUUUGACCGAGGAAGAGUUGGAUACACAUACUAUAUCUGCUUGGAAACAAGCAAAGUCGUACCUGAAUAAUCAGAUUGCUGGUCAAGGAGGUGCUGCUUCAAGACAACUUGUACAAGCUGGACCCGAUGACAGUUUGAAGGAGGUUGCUUUGAAGAUUCUGCAAAAUAGUGUAGCAACAGUUCCCAUUAUUCACUCUCCUUCAGCAGAUGCCUCAAACCCAAACCUGUUGCAUCUUGCUUCACUCUCCGGAAUUCUGAAAUGCAUAUGCCGAUUUUUCAAGCAUUCGCCUAGCUCAUUGCCAGUACUCCAGUCGCCCAUUUGUUCCCUGCCAUUGGGCACUUGGGUACCAAAGAUAGGAGAACCAAAUCGUAAGCCAUUGGCAUUGUUGAGACCAAAUGCUUCACUAAGUGCAGCAUUAAAUUUGUUAAUUCAAGAACAAGUUAGUUCUAUUCCGAUUGUAGACGACAACGACUCUUUAUUGGAUGUAUAUUCUAGAAGUGAUAUAACUUCUUUGGCAAAAGACAAAGUUUAUUCUCAUAUUAAUAUCGAAGGAACAACUAUUCAUCAGGCGUUGCAGUACAGAGACGAUCCCUUCUCAGCAUACGGCUACAACAACCAAAGAUGUUUCAUGUGCCUGCGAUCUGAUCCACUCCAUAAGGUGUUGGAGCGAUUAUCUCAGCCAGGUGUAAGACGGAUUAUUAUUGUCGAAGCAGGAAGCAAGCAUGUAGAAGGUAUCAUUUCAUUGGGCGAUGUUUUUCGUUUUCUUGUGGACAUUUAAACGGACGGUUCGAUGCUCAAGCCUCUCCAUCAGAUCUUUAGUGUUGUCUGUCCAUUAGAUGACUGCCUGGUUUUGAGUUUGAAAAAGAAAAGUUAGAAAAAGAACACUGGGUGAAGAAGAUGAGGAUUGCUAAUGUAUGGUGUUGGUUUAAAGAUAGAGAACUCUCUUGUCUUCUGUUGUCUGUCUUUAUUGUUGCCUAAUUGUCUGUCUGUCUGUCUAUCUUUUGUAGAAAGAGAUGCAAAAAAAUGUUUUCAUUACUCUGUUCUUCUGCUGCUAUAGAAGAAUAUUGGGGAAGUCAUUUUGUCCUUUUUUUUUUUUUCAAUGUAUAAUUCAUUGGUUCAAUAUCUCAUGAAUACUUUUCUUAUUGUCCUGUAUUAUUUAGCAC
This is a messenger RNA of Andrographis paniculata, 2241 nucleotides long. Its product is annotated as sucrose nonfermenting 4-like protein. The coding region runs from base 396 to 1856 and encodes 486 amino acids. The transcript has 13 exons. Lineage: Eukaryota; Viridiplantae; Streptophyta; Magnoliopsida; Lamiales; Acanthaceae. The record is from RefSeq and is a predicted model, not a curated record.